Lottia gigantea (owl limpet) is the source of this 816-nucleotide messenger RNA. RefSeq lists its product as hypothetical. The transcript has a single exon. The record is from RefSeq and is a predicted model, not a curated record. NCBI's taxonomy places the organism in Eukaryota, Metazoa, Mollusca, Gastropoda, Lottiidae. The coding region runs from base 1 to 816 and encodes 271 amino acids.
AUGUCUGCUUUGAAUUUAAUCAGGAAAUUUCGUCUACAGACUACACCAAAUGUGGCGAAACUCUCUAGAAUCUGGACAACAAGAGGUAAUAGUGAUGAUAGUAAUAAGUCUAAAAGUGCAGACGUGGAAAAGAAAAGUGCUAGAAGUUCGCUUAGAUGGAAACUUGAUCCAUCAAAAAGACUUGAAUUCAUGUUGGGAGAACCAAGUGGGAAAUUGGAAAGAAAUGUGAACUCAGAAUCCAUGAAAGAUUCACCUGAAUUUGGGAAUUCCCCUCAAAACAAUCCUGUAAAAUCCCCAGACCAUGGAAAUAAAAAUGCUAAGAAUUUAAGAAGGGAACUUGAUCCAUCUACAAGACUUGAAUCCAUGUUAGGUGAACAGAAUGUAAAGAUUGACAAUAUUAAUGUAGAAUUUGAAAGAAAUGGGAAAGUGGAAUCCAUGAAAGAUCAAUCUGAAGCUGGGAUUCCCCCUAACAACAAUUCUAUAACAUACACAGGCAAUAUAAAGUUUACUUCAAAUGAAAACAAAUCUGGUAUGGAGAAGUCAGUUCUAGGUAAUUCAGAAACGAGUUCACAGUUUUUUUCAAGUGAACCCAAAUCAGAGAAUCUAAUUCAAGGAAGUUCCGAACCCUCCACAGAAGACAAAGCUAAGUUUUUUGCAUCUCGAACAGCAAGAAGAAGCAAGUUGUCUCCCUUACAAAGAUAUAGCUGGAUGAUUGAAAAUGCAGACGACAAUUUAAAAGAGAGGCUAGAAUCAGACAUUGAUGAGUCUUUGAAAGAUUUAAAGAAACUUGCUGACAAUGUGAAAAACAAAGACUAA